Lingula anatina is the source of this 966-nucleotide messenger RNA. Its product is annotated as dynein axonemal intermediate chain 4. NCBI's taxonomy places the organism in Eukaryota, Metazoa, Brachiopoda, Lingulata, Lingulida, Lingulidae. Gene Ontology annotation, molecular function: protein binding. The record is from RefSeq and is a predicted model, not a curated record.
GGCAAAACAGUGUGAAAGAGUUGCUUCAUGCUAUGAAGUGCAGUGUUCAGCCAGAUUAAUAGCUGGAAAGAAAUUGAAUGUUUUUUCCUCUAGUUCCAGCUGUGCUUCAGUGCAAUAAACUUUUUCUUAAUUUUCAUAAAAGAAAUUUUUGAGUUAUUUCAAAGAUCUGAUCAAUUGGUCAAUUGUUAAACUACACAACUGAUUAUUUCUAGAUGCCUCUGGACAGAUAAAGUUCUGGCACUACACAUCUGGUUCUUGUAUCCACACAAUCCAUGAGGUGAGACAGACGCUGACUUCCGCAUUCACUCCUAGCACAGAAAAGUUUAUCACAGCUGGUGCUGACUCUGAGAUCCAUGUCUAUGACACUGAGAGCAAGAGGAAAGUUUUUACCUGUGAGCCAAGUGAUAGUAGAGAUUUGAUGAAUGGUCAUCGGCUGAGGGUAUUUGCCUUGAAAUUCCAUCCAUAUGAACCCAACAUCUUCAUAUCAGGAGGGUGGGAUGAUACUGUACAGUUCUGGGAUCUGAGACAGAAAGGGUCCACCAGGUCACUGUUUGGUCCACACAUAUGUGGAGAUGCCUUGGAUAUUGAUCCAGUUCAUAACCACAUCCUCACAGGCUCUUGGAGAAAGGAGAACACACUGCAGAUCUGGGACUUUAAUAAUGGAGCUAAGAUCAAAGAUGUUCCCAUAGACCACAUGCAUUCAAGUCUGCUGUACUGUGCCCAGUGGCUGGGUAAAGACUACAUGGUGUGUGGUGGAUGUGACCACAACAUGGCCAUGGUCAUUGACAGAGGCACACUGAAUGUAACUGGGCAGGUGUAUGAUCUCCCUCAAGGCGUUUACUGUGUGGACAGCACAAAAACAGGAGCCAUCCAUAAGCUGGCCAUUGGAUCUGAACACCAAGUACACAUUGUCAAAAAUGAAAAGAAGUGAGAGGAGACUUAGCACAAUUUCUUCUAUAUGAUGAA